Messenger RNA from Phyllostomus hastatus (greater spear-nosed bat), 945 nucleotides. Its product is annotated as olfactory receptor 139-like. Gene Ontology annotation, biological process: G protein-coupled receptor signaling pathway. The record is from RefSeq and is a predicted model, not a curated record. Gene Ontology annotation, molecular function: olfactory receptor activity; G protein-coupled receptor activity. Gene Ontology annotation, cellular component: membrane. NCBI's taxonomy places the organism in Eukaryota, Metazoa, Chordata, Mammalia, Chiroptera, Phyllostomidae.
AUGGAGCCAGGUGAGGGGAACAGGACAAUUGUCAUUGAGUUCAUCCUGCUCAGCGUGACAGAGAACAUAAGACUGCAACCUGUCCUUUUUGCCAUCUUCCUCUUGGCCUACCUGGUCACAGACAGGGGAAAUGUCAGCAUCCUGGCAGCCAUCUUUGUGGAGCUCAAACUCCACACCCCCAUGUACUUCUUCCUGGGGAAUCUGUCCUUGCUGGACAUCAGGUGCAUCACUGUCACUGUCCCUCCAAUGCUGGCCUAUCUCCUGGCCCGCCAGUGCAGGGUUUCCUUUACGUCCUGCAUUUCACAGCCCUUCUUUUUCCACCUCCUGGCCAGCAUGGACUGUCACCUCUUGACAGUCAUGGUCUAUGACCAUUACCUGGCCAUCAGCCGGCCCCUCAUCCAUAGCACCAACAUGAAGACUGAGGUCCAGGGUGCCCUGGUGGGCAUCUUCUGCACCAUCUCCUUCACCAAUGCUCUGAAUCACACCGUGGCUGUGUCCACACUGGACUUCUGUGGCCCUAACACAGUCAACCACUUCUACUGUGACCUCCCACCCCUUUUCCAGCUCUCCUGCUCCAGCACUUACCUCAAUGGGUAACUGCUUUUUGUGGGGACCACCUUCAUGGGGGUGAUCCCCAUGAUCCUCAUCUCAGUGUCCUAUGCCCAUGUCACAGUUGCAGUGCUACGAAUCCACUCUGCUGAGGGGAGGAAGAAGGCCUUCUCCACAUGUGGCUCCCACCUCACUAUAGUCUGUAUCUUUUAUGGAACCAGCUUCUUCUGCUACAUGUGUUAGGGCUCAGUCUCAGCCUCAGACAUGGACAACGGAAUUGGAAUCCUCAACACUAUCCUCAGCCCCAUGCUGAACCCAUUCAUCUAUAGCCUCUGGAACCCUGAUGUUCAGGGCACCCUGAAGAGUGUGCUGAUGGGAAAGAGGCCCCCCAAAUGA